GCUUCUUCAGAGAGACUGAUUCUCCUUCUUGAUCCGCUCACUGACUCUUCACUUUCUCUAGCUCUCUGUUUCUCUCUUCAUGCCAGCUUGCACUAGUUUGACAAACUAAAAGAAAACACUAGAACCAAAGAUGACUUCCACCAUUCGUAUGACCACGACCAAGAGCAGCUCUGGAGGCUCUGGAGGCUCCGGAGGCUUCAAAGGAUCAGGAGUGAGCUUCAGAAGCAGCAGCGGUGGCGGUGGCGUUGGCUUUGGAAGCCGUUCCUUGAUCAUGCCAAGCCGGUCCAGGAUGAGCGUCGUGUCCUCAUCGUUCGGCGGUGGUCGUGCUGGUGGUGGUGGUGGCGGAUAUGGAGGUGGAGCCAGCUUCAGCUCCAUGUCAAGCUACGGCGGCAUGGGUGGUGGUGGCGGCGGCUUUGGCGGAGGGUAUGGUGGCGGCAUGGGGAUGGGUGGCGGCAUGGGGAUGGGUGGUGGUUUCGGUGGCGGACACGGUGGCGGUUUCGGUGGCGGAGGUUUCGGUGGCGGCAUGGGCGCCCCCAUCACCGCAGUGACCGUCAACCAAAGCCUACUGGCCCCCCUCAACUUGGAGAUCGACCCCAACAUCCAGGUGAUCCGCUCCCAGGAGAAGGAGCAGAUCAAGGGCCUCAACAACCGCUUCGCCUCCUUCAUCGACAAGGUCCGUUUUCUGGAGCAGCAGAACAAGAUGCUGGAGACCAAGUGGAAUCUAAUGCAGGGACAGACCACCACCAAGUCCAACAUCAACGCCAUGUUCGAGGCGUACAUCGCCAACCUGCGCAGGCAGCUCGACUCCCUGGGCAAUGACAAGAUGAAGCUGGAGAGCGAUCUGUCUAAUAUGCAGAACAUGGUGGAGGACUUCAAAAACAAAUACGAGGAUGAAAUCAACAAGCGUGCCAGUGUGGAGAACGAAUUCGUCCUGCUGAAGAAGGAUGUUGAUGGUGCUUACAUGAACAAGGUUGAGCUGGAAGCCAAGGUCGAUGCGCUCCAGGAUGAGAUUAACUUCCUCAGGGCCAUCUACGAAGAGGAGCUUCGCGAGAUGCAGUCCCAGAUCAAGGACACCUCAGUGGUGUUGGAGAUGGACAACAGCCGUAACCUGGACAUGGACUCCAUCGUGGCCGAAGUGCGCGCUCAGUACGAGGACAUCGCUGCCAAGAGCCGUGCCGAGGCUGAGAGCUGGUACAAGCAGAAGUACGAGGAGAUGUCCACCUCCGCCGGACAGUACGGUGAUGACCUGCGCAACACCAAAUCUGAGAUCGCCGAACUGAACCGCAUGAUCAGCAGACUGACCUCUGAGAUUGAAUCUGUUAAGGGCCAGCGCGGGAACCUGGAGGCUCAGAUCGCUGAGGCAGAGGAGCGCGGGGAGCUGGCAGUGAAAGACGCCAAGGCCCGUAUUGCAGAUCUGGAGGCCGCUCUCCAGAAAGCCAAGCAGGACAUGGCCCGCCAGGUCCGGGAGUACCAGGAGCUGAUGAACGUCAAGCUGGCCCUGGAUAUUGAGAUCGCUACCUACAGGAAACUCCUGGAAGGAGAGGAGAGCAGAAUCAGCUCAGGCGGUGGAGCAGUCACAGUACACAUGCAGCAGAGUGUAUCUUCAUCUGGAGGCGGAUUCGGAAUGGGAGGAGGCGGAGGCGGAUACGGAAUGGGAGGAGGCGGAGGCGGACACGGAAUGGGAGGAGGAAUGGGAGGAGGAGGCGGCGGUGGAUUCGGAAUGGGAGGAGGAAUUGGAGGAGGAAUGGGAGGAGGAAUGGGAGGAGGAUCAAUGAGUGGUGGAGGAUACGGAGGCUUUAGCGGCGGCAGCAGCGGCGGUGGUGGUGGCAGCAGCAAAGUGUCCUAUUCACAAUCCUCCGUGACCAAGUCCAAGCGCUACUAAAACCGUCGACCCCCCUCCCCCCCUUCGAGAUCGGGUUUCGGCCUCUCCAGUUCACACGUUUCUCUCCAACAGAGCACCAAUCAGUCCGAACAGUCUAGUACCCCUUUAGAACCCUCUCCCUGACCCCCCCAUUCCUAUCUCUCUAUCCCCUCAAAGAUCUUUCUAUAGGUCCUGUUCUCUAUCAGUUGGCGCCUGUGUCAACAAUCUUGUAUAUUUUUUGGAAAAGCAAAACUCAAACAUCCAAAGAAAUAUGUUGCAAAUGUUUGUGUUGGGGAUGGAUGGGGGGAGUGUGGGGUGGGGGCUUCUCCUUUUUUAAUGUUCUGUAUUGUGCUUCUCUUUUGUCGCCUCUUUGUGGACAGAUUGUAUGAAUGCAAUCGGCUUUUCUAACAUCAUCUCUGCAAUAAAUCCGAGUUUCUAAAUGAA
Acipenser ruthenus (sterlet) is the source of this 2305-nucleotide messenger RNA. Its product is annotated as keratin, type II cytoskeletal 8-like. The coding region runs from base 131 to 1882 and encodes 583 amino acids. Gene Ontology annotation, cellular component: keratin filament. The transcript is spliced from 9 exons. Gene Ontology annotation, molecular function: structural constituent of skin epidermis. Gene Ontology annotation, biological process: intermediate filament organization; keratinization. Lineage: Eukaryota; Metazoa; Chordata; Actinopteri; Acipenseriformes; Acipenseridae. The record is from RefSeq and is a predicted model, not a curated record.